Molecule: messenger RNA, 1392 nt
Organism: Phasianus colchicus (ring-necked pheasant)
Lineage: Eukaryota; Metazoa; Chordata; Aves; Galliformes; Phasianidae
Source: RefSeq, a predicted model, not a curated record
GUAGUCAUUCAUGUGGAUCCCCAUAAGGAAGGAUUAGAGAAUAUCUGAGCGUGUUGUUGUGUAACACAGAGCUCUUCUGAUGUUUGGGAGAUGGAAUUUCUCCUCUUGGGGAAUGGUUAUGCAGGAAGAAAUUUCCUAUCUGGAGUUCAGUGCCCUAUCCCUCUCUCUCCCUGUUAUAGGCCUGCAGAGCUGCAGCACCCAAUUGCCAUCCAAGCACGAUGCCGAUGCACUACGUGACGUACAAAGGCAUUAAAUUCCCUCCUGCCUACAACUCCGUGCACAGCUUGAGUUUUGCCCACAACGAGUUCCUGGUGCGGGACGAUGACGUCUUCAACAUCACCUACCCUAAAUCUGGCACCGUGUGGAUGACUGAGAUCCUGAGCCUCAUUCGCAGCCAUGGCCACCCCAGCUGGAACCAAACUGUCCUCAAUUCUGACCGCAUGCCUUGGUUCUCAACCCGCCUGGGUUUGGAGGCAGCCCUCAGCUACCCCUCACCUCGCCUGCUGACCUGCCACCUACCCAGGCACAUCUUCCCCAAGUCUUUCUCCCAUUCCACUGCCAAGGUGGGAUCAUAGAAUCCAAGGUAUAUCCAACAUAUCUCCUGUAUAUGCCUUUGUGGGGUGGGUGUUCAUGCAGUGUCUGAAGGGGAGCUUGGGAGGAUCAUUGCCCCCAUCUCACAUCUGCACCUUUGGAUAUUCUGGGAAUCUCCAGUGGCUCUAGGGAGCCUACGUAUUCCUCAACCCUUGCCUGAGAUCUACAUUAUUGAGUCGUGCACUGAAUUGAUCCUCCUUUGACAGACCCUUCCAUUUGCAGAUCUACCCCAGUGCCAUUGCCUGCAAUUUGUCUCCCUCUAUUCUGAGCAUCUUACUCCUGUAUGCACUCUCCCCCAGGUUGACUACACCCUACGGGAUCCUCGAGAUGUCAUUGUCUCCUACUUCUACUUCUGCCAGAUGUGCAACAGCUAUGAGGACCCUGUGUCCUUUGAGCAGUUCUUGAGAGACUUUCUUAGUGGAGAAUGUGAGUGUGGUUUGUGCUUGCUUGGAGCAUGCUGGGGGUUCCCCAUCACCUCUAUCUCUACAAUCUUUUCCUGUGGUCCACUGAUGAUGCCUGUGAAACGGAACAUCCUCUAAGAGAGAGGUGAAGUGCUCUGCAAGGCACAGAAAAAGCAUACAAAUUUGAUUUUUAAGUUGCCUGCCUUCUACAGAUUUCGUUUUUCUCUUGGAAGUCUUGGACAGCAGAGCUUUUAAAGCCAUGUCCCAGGACCCUGGCAUUCUUCCAUCCCCAACCCCUUUUCACCACGGUCUUUGUCUGUUCCUGCUCCUGUGGAAGUAGCAAGGAACCAUCAGCAGAAAGGUGGCUGGAGAAGACCCCAUUGCUCAUCUGCAAUAGCAG